UUUCUCUCAUCACCCACACUCAGACACACACACACACUCCCACGUGCACCUUGUAUGCGGCUGCCUGAACGCAUGAAACACUCUGCAUGAGGCGACUGGUACUCUGGACUCUUAUGAUCCUUCAUUUUGAGUGUCCCCUCCUUCAGAGUGUGAGGUGGACGGGCUCCCCAGUGGUUACGGAUCCAGGGACUCCAUCCUCAGGCCUGGUGCGAAGAGGGACUGGAAAAGACGAAGGCAACUAAGGCGGAUUAGCAGCUGCAGCAGCUGGGAUCCAGGCCACAACAGCGCUGAGGCUGGCAGAGAAAAACAGCAGCCUACAUUUGGACUGAGUGGAGGUGCAGCCAUGCGCUGCUCCACCUUGCUUGGGAUCCUCACGGGGGUGCUUCUCUACUUGGUGCUGGGAGCUGUGGUGUUCCGCGCGCUGGAGGCUCCACGAGAGGAGGACAAGCACAUGCAGCUCCAGGACACGCGCCGAGACUUCUUGUUGAACUUCACCUGCGUCGGCCCAGACAACCUACAGACCCUUAUAGAGGAAGUGGUGGAGGCCGUCGGAGCGGGUGUGGACCCCAGCAGCAACAUCACCUUUGUUAGCCAAUGGGAUCUGGCCAGUGCCUUUUUUUUCUCAGGGACAAUCAUCACAACCAUCGGUUUUGGAAACAUCUCCCCCAAGACAGAAGGAGGGCAGCUGUUCUGCAUUUUCUAUGCCUUGGUAGGAAUCCCGAUGUUUGGUAUCCUGCUCGCUGGAGUCGGAGACCAUCUGGGUACUGGGCUGAGGAAAACUGUUGCCAAAAUAGAGACUCUCUUCCGGAAAUGGCGAGUUAGUCCAACCAUUGUGCGAGUGAUCUCAGCUGUCCUGUCCAUCCUGCUGGGUUGCCUGCUCUUUGUUGCAGUGCCAAUCCUGGUUUUCCAAGAGGUGGAGCAGUGGACUCUUUUGGAGUCGGCCUACUUUGUAGUUAUCACCCUGACAACAGUGGGGUUUGGAGACUAUGUUGCAGGGGAUUCUGGAAAUGAGGGGAGUGACCACUGGUAUAAGCCUUUGGUGUGGUUCUGGAUCUUGCUGGGACUUGCCUACUUUGCAUCUAUCCUGACAAUGAUUGGUAACUGGCUUCGGGUUCUAUCGAAGAAGACCAGAGCUGAGAUGGAGGAACUUCGAGCCCACGCCACUGACUGGACUCAAAACAUCCAGAAUAUGUCGGUAGAUUUUCGCAUUCCAGGAAAAAUUGAUGACCCCUUCAAACGCCGUCGACGAAAGCGCCGCCACGGCUCUCGCAGCCAUGGUCACAGUGUGUCAGCUACCGGGGCCCCUGGCCCUGAGGGGAAAGAAGAGCCGCAUGAGAGUCAGACAGGGUCUGGAUCUUACACUUCUUCCUCUUCCUCUAACGAAUCAGGGUCUGGAUCAGAAACAGACUCUCAGGCCACUCAGACGGAGCGAGUGCCUGAAGAAAAAACUGCAGAGACUCCUCCAGAUCCCCACCUGUCUCAGCCUCUGGACUACUUUGGGGAGAACCUUGCCUUUAUUGAUGAGUCUUCAGAUGCUCAGAGUGGUAAACUACACUUGGAUCCUCUGCUGGAUAGAACACAACCCAAUUCUGCACACUCUCGUCAGCCCAAGAGGAGACGCCACAGAAGGCCUGUUCCACAGAGAAGCCCCAAAAUCAACUGCUCCAAUCCUGACAAGAAGGAGCCCAAUGGAAACCCCAAACCAGUUCCAGAUCUACCAGUGAAGCCUUAAGAUUGAAGCUGCUAGCACAAGUAUAGACUUGAGAGAUAUGAGAUAUCAUAGUCUGACAGAGAAGUUCUCAAUGUAGCAAUUUAUUUGUGUAUAUGUACUGCUUAAUUAAAACUUAAGAUGAAAACGUGUUGCAGAAGCCUUAGCCACUUGUAGUUUGCAUUUAAUGCUUUUAGCAUGCUGAGUGUAUAUGUCUCAAUCAAAGAUGAUGAAGUGAUUUUUAUGGCAAUGUUCCCAAUACUUUCUGCGGAGUUACUGCUCUCUGCUGGGCCAAGACAGAAAUGCACUACCAUUCUCUCAACAUGAGGGUUCCCGCCUUUUACUAAUCCAAAUAAUACAAGAAACAAGAAAGAGCAACCAAAAACCACGUGGUCAGAAACUUGCCACAGUAGUGUGGCGUUUAUGUUAAAGAGCGGUUGCUUUGGUCUGAGACAGUUACUCUUGAAUCCUGCCAACAAUUAAACGGGUACCAAACAGGCUCUUGUACAUCUUUGGUAUGUAACAAAACGUUUUUUAAAUACUGUGUACAACCAUAAUAUUUGCAUUUUGAUGGCCAAAUGCAUUAAUCCUGCUGCACUGCAUAUAUGUAAUAAAGAUUUUUUUAAAUGAGA
Messenger RNA from Siniperca chuatsi (mandarin fish), 2340 nucleotides. RefSeq names its product potassium channel subfamily K member 4 (gene kcnk4b). Gene Ontology annotation, cellular component: membrane. Gene Ontology annotation, molecular function: potassium ion leak channel activity. The transcript is spliced from 8 exons. The coding region runs from base 344 to 1732 and encodes 462 amino acids. The record is from RefSeq and is a predicted model, not a curated record. Lineage: Eukaryota; Metazoa; Chordata; Actinopteri; Centrarchiformes; Sinipercidae. Gene Ontology annotation, biological process: potassium ion transmembrane transport; stabilization of membrane potential.